UCAACACCGCGUACAUAACUUCCGCUCACUGUUCCAGCCAAUAGGCGUUGGAGGUGGGCGGAACAAGAGAAAAAGAAAGCCAGCCAGACAAUCUUAAACCAAUUUAAUAGAAGAAAAACCGGAGUUAAUGCUGAAAUUCAGAGAAAUAGAGAAUCGCUGCAGCUACAGGAAAACUCUGAAAACCAGGUCCUGUUAUUUUACGAGCUCCUGUCCUCUGAGCCAUGAGAGUUAAUGAGAGGUGAUCUCUGAAUUCAGGAUUAAAGUGUAUUUUUUAAACAGAAGAGAAGUGGAAGCUUCCCGUGUCCGUUAGAUUAACAAACAGGCUGAGACACAGUGAGUAUUUCACGGCGCUCUCUUUAACGCGUUUUAUACUGGAUCGCAGCGGCAGAUGGAGAAGCCCUCAGUCAGGUCCGCGUUACUAAGCCAUUGAUUGAGCAGCUCUCCGGUAUUAUUAUGUCGGGUGAUAUUAGUUUAUUUGACCUGGUGAACGCGUCCAUCGGGACGCCGGAACCCGGAGCCGUUAAUUUCAGCGCUCUGCACGCGCUGCUGCACGCCAUGCUGGAGCACCUGAACAUCCAGGACGUGAGCGCGGUGUGGAAGGACUCGGAUGCGGGUCGCGGCCCCGGCGAGUCGCCGCUGUCAGCGGGCUGCCCGCAGAACCCGUACCGAGGCAUGCAGGACAAGCUGCAGCACAUAGAGCAGCAGCUGGCCGCGCUGGAGCGCCUCCCCAGCGGCUCCGAGCUGCUCGCCGGAUCCGGGUCCGUGAACGACGUGUGGCAACUGCUGCAGCUCCGCCGGAGGGUGGAGGGCAGCGAAGACGGAGUUACCAGAUGUGUGGCUCUGAUCCAAGACUUACUGGUGGAGAUUAAGGAACUAAAGAAAUCAAGAGACAGUCUGAAGAAGGAAGUUGAAAAUCUACAGAUCCAGUUCAAUCAGAUCAAUAUGGAGCAGCUGUUUGAUAAAUUUGCUGCUGUGGAGCAAUGCCUCCACCAUGUGGAAGAGCUGAAGAGUGCCACGAAUGAGCUAAAAGAAAAAGUAACACUCUUUCCUGAACCUGACGAGUUCACCCAGUGUGUGACAUGGGAAGUAAUGCAGGCAGCGCUUGUCAGUGAGAGACAAAAGACGAUGAAGGAACUGAAGGACAGCAUCACAGGUACUGGGCUGUCAAGACCAACCUUGAACAUCGCUUUGACCCGGAGGGACUCUUCUGCUGUUGGCCUGCCUGGGUUGUCUGAAUCUGCUGUCUCCGCUUCUCCAGUCUUGGGUAGCUCCCACAUCCCGUCAUCUCAGCAGGGUCUUCUGGACUUGGUGUCUGAAAGAGAUCUUCCUUUGCUGUCACGGGUAAGCAGUGGGGCACAACACUACCCAGAGACGUUGGAGGCACUGAGGAACGUGGGUCGUCUACAGGAGAAGCACGAGAGCUUGGAGGCCCGCGUAAAGUGCUUGGAGGGAGGCAAGGCAGACCAUGCGCAGGUCCAGCAGCUCAGGGAACUGCUCAGUGAUAUGGGAGAAAGGGACAUGCCUGAAAAUAUACAGGAGCAGCUGAAUCAUCUGAACACUCUGAUGGAGACUGUAAUAGCAGAUAGAGACAAGGUGACUGAAAUGGAGAGUCUGAUCAUGGGCACAGAGAGAGAGAUGAGUGUGUCAGAGAGUUCAGAGUUACGUACAGAGGGAACUGAGUCCAGCAGUAGUGCACCACAGCAGCAACCACAGGAUCUGCAGAUUUUUUAUUUCAGGAAUGCUAUGCAGAAGCUUGGUGAAGAAGUACAAAAGCUAAAGCAAGAUAUAGCAGCAGUGAACCUGGCACAGAAGAGGAGCACAGAUAAACAAAAGCAGGAUCAGUUGGACCACCCACAGCCCACACUGGAGGAAGUGAAGUCACCACCCUCUGCUGUUGUGCCGGUUGUGCCGGGGAGUCUUCAACACGAGUCAGCUGAGCUAGACCAGAGUGUUCAGGAACAGGCUGCUGCUCAGGUUCAGGGGCAGAGCAGGAGUCAGUCUGAAGGUCAGGGUGGUCUGUCAGGUCAGGGAGGUCAGGCUGGACCAUGCUCUGUGGAUUUGGGCAGAAAGGUCAGUCAGCUGUUCCAGCACUAUGAGACAUUGCACAACCUGAUCAGAGGUUUCAUGAAGCAGCAGGCUAGCAGCAGGAUGGCACAGUGCACUGAUGCUACCUCUGAACUGGCGAGUGAUGUCCAGAGCACCAUCCUGUGUCUCCAAUCUGAGUGUGAACAAAUCCACAUCACAACCACCCAUCUGCAGGAGGAUCAAAGUCAGAAACAACGUCGCAUUGAUUACCUGUACAAGGCUGUGGAGGAGCUGGACAAGAAGAAAGCAGAUAGAGAGGUGGUGGAGAUGAAGAUUGGCAUUAAAGCAGACAAACAGGCCCUGGAGUCCAAAGUUAGCCGCACUCAGUUCGACACUAAGACAGAGCAGCUGAACGGGAUGUUUGAGGAGCUUCUCGGUAGGGUUACAUGUCAGGAGCAGGACUGGAACAAGUUCAUUGACAAGAUUUCGACAGAAAUGGAGUCCAAGUUGGACCGUAUUGAACUGGAGCCGCUAAAGCAGCAGCUGGAGGAUCGCUGGAGGAGCAUUCGCAAGCAGCUACAGACCCAGCCAGCACCUGAAUACGACGAAGCCGCCGGCUUCAGGAAGCAGCUUGUGGCGAGGUUUAAUUGCAUCUCCUGUGACCGUCCUGUUGACAUGAUGACUCCAGGACAGCAUUUGCUGACGGUCCCUUCAGCUCCUGGGUUUCCUUGCCACAAAUCAAACCGACCAUACACCGUUUAUGAGCUGGAGCAAGUUCGUCAGCCCAAGAGGAGCAUUGCACAGAUACGACAGAACUCUAGUGAGAUGUGCAGGUGGACAGACAGAGUGCAGAAUAAGUUUGACUCGUCCCAAAGAGACACCAGCCAGAGCAGCCUCUUCCCACCCAUCUCCCUCCCACUGCUCAGGACCAGCCAAAGCCUUCCCCAACACGAGCGCAUCCCGGAAAUGGCCAGCUAUGGUUACCUGACGAUGUCCCGCAGUUGUGGAGGCAAUCACACUCUCACCUACGCCAACCGCCGCUACAGUCACCUGCAGCACAUCACACAGCUGAUCCAGACAGAAGAGGAUUCAGAGGUGGACAUCCUGGGUGUGGAUGGACACAUCUAUAAGGGUCGUGUAAAAACCAGGGCUGUAAAGACAGUGGAGUCUCGUCUGCCCACCAUCUCUUCCAAAGAAGGCAGCUGCAAAAGCAGAGACAGGGGGAGCCGCUGUCAGACGCAGAAGUGCAGUGGAGCCGAGCCCGGCCGCAGGUCCCCUCUCCGGCCCCAGAGUGCCAAAACACAGGGCAGCCGCUCGGCCUCGAGCAGCUCUGUUAAAGGCCGGCCUGUAACCUCCAUGGACUGCCUGUCCCAACCUGUCGCACCUCAGUCCUCUGCUGACCCCAACAGUGAGCUCCUGCAGGGUGGAGAUAUCCUCAGAGGCUUUAGCCAAUCACAGAACACACCAGUGACCUCGCUGUAGACCUCCUCCAGUUCUAUCUCAGCACGGCCUAACCUUGUUUUAGUAAACUGUUUACAGCAGUAAAUGUGAUUUUAUUACAAAAAUAAAAAAAAAGAUACCAUCCAGUACUAACACUGAUAUUCCACCAGUCUCCAGUUCUUCAGCCUCUCACUGUCACAGCCUGUACCCUGAUCAUCAGUGAAGAGGAACAUCCAGAGAAUCAGCACUGAUUACAUAUUAUUCCAGUGGUUAAGAAUUAACUUCUGGGUAGAGGAUAGAAAAUCCACCUUUUGAACAUAUUUAUACUCCAGUGGUUCUGUAGUCAGAAAGAGCACUAGAUCAGGGUUCAUUCUUGGUUCAGUUUUAGAUGUUUGUAAUGGUAAAUAAUCAAACUCUGCUGGACUCCGCCCCUCCAAAGUCCUAUAUUAUAAAUAUAAUCCUUAGUCUAGUUUUAUUCACAGUGUUGUUUGAAGACUGAUCCACUGAUUAUACAAGUGGAAUCAGGUGAGCUGCUGAUUGUUUAGAGUGAAAACCUGAAGCCACUCUGACCCUUCUGGCAGAAGUUUGGACACCCCUUGGUAGAGGAUGAUCAGCACAAAGUGUGUAUGGGAAGACAGUUAGGUACACAUGUAUGUGGAGAUGAUGAGAUCUCCAUGAGAUUUCCUUAUAUACACUCAAUUUAAUGAUGUUUUCACUCGUCCCAUAGAAUCACUUGUUUCAAAACUGGGUAGACUGUCCUCAUCUUUCUGCUCUUGAGUGUAAACAGUGGUUUUGAUUAUAAAGUAAAUGCUCAAUUAUAAUUAUAAAACGCAUUCCUCAAACUAUUCUAACAACGACAACCUCCUAGUGCACGUUCUGAGCUAAACUACAAGUUGUGAAGGGAUUUCUCUUCAGCAUAGGUACAAUUUUACUUUAAUUACACUUUAAUUGUGGUCUUGUGUGGAUUUUAUGUGAUGCUGAUCUUCAAAUUCAGAAUCCCUUUAUUUCGUCAAGUAUGUUACACAUACCAGGAAUUUGGCUUGGUGAGAGCAACACAUGUAACAGUUAUACAGACUAUUGACAAACAUUACACUACACAAAAAGAUACUGUAAACAAUAAAUACAAUAAAAAUAUAAUUAACACACCAACUUUUUAUUUAGCCACGCCCAUCUCCAACAUUUAUGCUAUUUGGUUUUGUUUUGUUUAAGGUUAGUUUUGUUUACUCCGUGUAAUGACGGCCUCAACCUCUCUUUAGACUGCAUAUUAAAAACACAGUGUUUCUCACAUUCACCAUGACUUAUUUUAUCACAGACAGUACAGAACCAAGAUAUUUCAUGUUUUAUGUAACUUCAUUUUAUAUGUUAAUAAAGGUGGAACAAACAGA
Messenger RNA from Astyanax mexicanus (Mexican tetra), 4850 nucleotides. RefSeq names its product glutamine-rich protein 2. The transcript has 20 exons. The record is from RefSeq and is a predicted model, not a curated record. Lineage: Eukaryota; Metazoa; Chordata; Actinopteri; Characiformes; Acestrorhamphidae. Bases 454 to 3507 code for a protein of 1017 amino acids.